CCGAGCAGAUCCGAACGCUAGUGUUUAAUCCCACUCGGUGUUAUCGGUUGUUACCGCGUGCGUUUUCUACCGUCACGUUCUAAACGUCAGUAAAUCAUCAUCAUCGAUAUUUCCAGUGGAUUUAAUAGUCGAUUAAUGACUCAAGUGUUGACACUGAUUGCUGAUUAAACUGGAGAGGUGAAUUAUCGAUUCGUUGGAGGUGUUUUACCGGGGAAUUGACGAUUGACAGUGUCGUUGGGAUAAUGCGAGAGACUUGGCUGAUCAUCACUGUCUGUUUCUACUCAAAUACCUGCGGAUGGAGAUCGGGCUGUGGGUCUGAGGACAGGGAACUGUUCUACUGACGCGGCGUUUGACAGAUCUGAUGAGUCCGCUAUUAUCGCCAGUUCUCCAUGAUCGAUGGCUUAUGAAUCAUCGGGGGUAACUGCUUAAUUACGAUAUUCGUUUGGAGGAGUUGCAACGUGCGUCGAGGAAAUUCAGUUUGUGGCAUUAUCUGUGAUCGAUCGUGCUGCGAUUAAAUAUUUCAAUGAAAUUGCAAUAAGUGAAACUCAUUCGAGUUUAAUUAAAUUGUGGUGAUUAACGGUGAACUAGAACGAGGGGAGUUCUGGUCUGUUGUGAUAAUUCGAGAUCAUUUGAUCGGUGGAAUUAGGGGGAAAUCGUGGGGCAAGGGACUACGUAUGUGUCACAAGGUUAGAAACGAGGAAAAGAGGAAGCGGCAGUUGACCGCGGAGUAUUGAAAAUUCCCCCAAAUAUUGUUUGCUUGCAAACAAUAUUUUUUUCCUCCUUGACACGUUGUUGGUGGGCUCUCUGAGGCCCGCCGAUCUCAUUGGCCAAGCUGGCGAGCGCUCUGACUGCUGGUAUGAACCCCCACCAUCCGGGACACACAGCAGCCUACCCCCAUCAUCCCUCGUUGUCAAGUAGUCCACAUCAUACUGGGCCUGGUGGUCCACAUCACGGUGGUUACGCAACUGGCAAUAGCAGCAGUGGUGGUGGCAGUGGUGGUGGUAGUGGUAGUACAUCAACACCAGAUCUACCGAGUCCUCACUCACCACCGAGCCACUCGGGACAAACGGAUCCUGGUACACCUUAUGGCUCAAUCGGUGGAACACCUGGUAUGGGUAGCAAUGGUCAUCAUCAUGGCGGUGGUGGCAUGAUGGGCGACAAUCCACAUCAUCCUGUCCAUACGCAUCCACAUUUGCCAGGGCAUCCGGCGUAUCCGCCUGUUAAUCAUAACAACAAUUGUACAUUGAAGCAGGAAGGUGGUCAACAAGGAUCAAUGAUCCACACAUGCAGUGGAUGUGGUGGUAGAAUAGUCGAGAGAUUCUUCUUGCACGCGAUCGACCGCUACUGGCACAACAGUUGUCUCAAGUGUGCUUUUUGUAACCAUCCCCUGGCAGAAAUGGGCGCUUCAUGCUUCAUAAAGAAUGGACAGGUCCUCUGCAAACCUGACUAUACGAGAAUGUAUGGUAGUACAGCCCAGUGCGCGGGAUGCUCGCAGACAAUACCAGCGGAUCAAUUGGUCACAAGAGCGGCGGGGGUUGUGUUCCAUCCCAAGUGCUUCGUCUGCAGCAAGUGUGGGGAGCCAUUAUUAUCCGGUGCCAAAUACACUUUGAUGUCAGGUCAACCAGUGUGCGAGCCAGACUGGCACAAACUGAUGAAAUCCUCAUCAGUGGCAUCAUCAGGUGGUGUACAAACGAUAACAGGAAACGGUGGUGCACCCCAACGGAAAAACAAGGUGGGCCGACCUCGGCGAAGUCGUGAAUGAGGCGGUAACCCGGUCGGUCGACCGAAGAAGGUACAACCCACGACGCAAUUGUUAUCAGCGUCACCCGUCAUCCCCUCUGCAGCCUCAAUGCCUGGUGCAGUGCAAACACCACCAUCUGGUGUUAUGCCAUCAAGCCAGGUUGACGUUGUGGAUGUGGGUGUCGGAGGGGAUCCCUAUUCGCCGCCGCCACCGGGUCAACAGCACUAUCACCAUCAUCACAUGGGUUUGGGCCUUGUGGGACAUCACCUGGUCCAACCGCCUCACUUGUCACACCAUCCCCAGACGUCCUAUCAAGAGUGGACGCACUGGGGUGAAUCGUGCGAUUAAAAACAUUACGCUAUGCAACAAUCAUUGUGAGAUCAACUGUUCUUGUGCCGCGAGAGUGUUGACUAUUGUACACAGACAACUUGAGAUAGAGUUAAUAGUGACCUUUUUUUUUCUACGGGCCAUCAAACAAUCGUGGAACUCUGAUUGAUAGAGCCCAAUGCCGAAUGGUUUUGAGACUAAGUGCAGAGAAAAACCGUGGGAGGAUGGGAGGAAAAUUAAUGGAUCCAUUUCACGGAUUGUUGCUCGAUGCGAGCCGGGCUCUCGAGGAUCACCUGAUUACUUUGGAUUCGACAUUUAAUCAUUCUGCGACUUACAAAAAACAAAAAUAACAACUGGAUGAAAACAAACAAACCAAACUCAAUGUACUUUUUUUGCCUGACUACUGCGCACGCGAUUGAGGAUAAUUCAAUAGAAUUGAGCACGUUGGAGACGUGGCUUUUCGGGUGGGAGAAUUGAUUAGAUUUUUCAGGGGUGAAUUGCUCAAGGAUUGUUUGCUCAUUUUUCUCAUACGUAAAAAAACCCAUCGGGGCAAUGCAUUAACGCUCAAGCUUUCCCUAUAUCUAUACAUCAACAACAAAACCCCUCUGAAACUGUAUAAAUUAUUAUUACCAAGAAUGAAAGACGAUUCAGUGCAUGUUAACGAGCCACCGUCAGAUGGUGGGCCAGGUGGCGAGGGGUCUCUCCGAAAAUGCCACCAGAAAAUAAAAAGAGAGUGAUUACCAUUCCAAAUUAGUUGAAUGCGGCAGGUGGUUGGAGGAGCCUGUGACGAGACGAGUGGAAAAAAAAUCUCUUAAUUUUUUUCUUCAAUCAGGAUUAAAAUAUAAAAUAGGAGAGUAAUGGAAGGGAAAAAAAAGGUGGGGAGAGAAUCGGAGUUGAAGAGUUCAAGGGAAGAGGAGUCGUAAAAUGAGUACGAUUGUGAGGAGGGUUUGGAGGGGUGGGUAGUCACCUCUUAGAAAAUUAUUUUUCUUUCAAAAUCAUCGAGCCUUUCGCCUCGGUGAGUGCGAAAGAGGUGACGCCUAAGUUCGUUAGGCGUCCCUUGUUUCCGUGGCCGAGGUUAACGGUUACACUUUCAUGGAGCCCCCAUUGGGCACCCGUCCCCCUACCACCUCUCCUGACGUGGCUCAAAGUCGUUGUAGAAGCUUGAACUCGUUUAUUUUGCCGUGCGAAAUGGCUAGAACGUCCUGAGAUAUUCAUUUCUGAAAUAUACUUGGUUAACCUCACUCUCUCCAUCUGUCGACGGCUUUUAAUUUCUCGACGGUCUCGUUACAUUUUCCACUGGCGCCCUGUGCCCCUCAUGCAUGAAUUCACCCGGCCCACCUGAGUUUGAGUUUUCAAUGCACAACUUUUUUAUUUCACACUUUUCUCAUUUUUCCACACCCCUACAAAGGCCCAACUCAUGCAUUACACCGUACACGCAACAAAACACUGUGAAGUACUUACCGAGUGUUGUACUUAAAACAUUUAUUUUCAUUAUUAUCCCCCAACGUUUUCUACCUCGUCCUCGUGGCAGCAUUAAACGAUCGAUAAUGAUGGGGGGAUUAAUGUUUGACUUGUAUUUUCAACUCGCGUGCGGAUUAAGUAGGAAAAAAACCCGAAUUUGUUGACAUUAACAGUAUUUCAAUCACGAGAAAAAAAAAUCUUGGAUGUUCGGGCGAAGGAUUUGAAUGUAUAAAGAGGCGAUUUAAAUAUCAGACUAUCUCUGAGGAACAGGGUUUAAAAAAACGAGCAUCAGCAAUAAAUGUAAAGUAAAUGUAUAAUCCUUAAUACAUUCACGAUAUUAAGUAUCUAAUGUGUUUGUAGCUUAAUGUCGUAUUCUUGAGAACAAAGAGAGCAUUAUAGUUUAACGACAUUGGCUCAAGCUCCUACAAAGCUCAAUAACGAAAUAAAAUGAAAUAAAUAACAAAAAAAACAUAAACAAAGUAAAGAGAUAAAAUUCUUGAAUGUAAACUGUAUAAUACAAUUGAUCGUUAUACGUUCCACUCGUUCUGUUCUUUAGCGAAAAAACUUUUGUCUUCAAAAACUGACUCCAUAUUUACAUUUAAAAGAGAAUGUGAGAACAGUGAGAGAAAAAAAAAUAACAACAACUUGAAAACUAACGAGAAAGAUGUUGAGGGGUCGAUUGCAAGCCUGAGAAAUAUUCCUCCCGGAUGGUGAAAUAACAAUCGAUUUGUCAAACGAGUCGACUCUACGGCCCUCCUCUUACCGAGGAACGAACAAAUCGCAGCUGAAUUUUAAAAAAAUGAAGAGAAAUAUGUAAUUUAAACUUGUAUAUAGGUACAUUUUGUAUAUUGUUAAAAAUUUGUGUGAUAUAAAUGGUUAUUUACUAUUAAAAAGGGAGAUAAACUACAUCUGACCUUUGGGUGCCACUGGUGGCGGAACUUCCGGGAUUUCGCCACCAGCGACCACUGGGAACUGUCCAGUGUUGCCGGGUUGGAAGGUGAAUUUUUUCGGCAGAUGCACUUCCUUUUAUUUUUUAUAUCGUAAAUUGAUGAUGAAUGGUCAUUAUGCAAUUUUGCAUCGGGCAAUUUAGUACUUUUGUUCGAUUAAGUCAUCUCUGCAGCUAUUUUUACAGACAAUCUAACGUGAAAUUCUAUCUCGUUAACUCGGCAACACUGGAGACACGAAGUUGCGACCAUGCGACGUCCUCGGGGGUAGUUACGAGUCUAGAUAUAUCGAGACUAAAAUAUUUCAGACGAAUGAAAAUUGCGAGGGGAGAGAGAAAUAUUAGAGUUUAUGGUGCGAUCAAUCUUCUUCGAGACGUCCCAACGAGUCUCAAUUUCCUUCCCGAGGAUGUUGUGGAGUAAAUAAAAAUGCGUGAGGUCAAUGAUUAGACGGGAGUGGGAGGUGGGGGAGAUGAUACAAAGUGAUCAAUUCACGUUUAGUUAAUUUUGUUAUUUGAUUUAUCUCAACUUUAAUGCCGCAAACUGGGGCAUACCUCUAGUCGGUUGCCCUGGGCACUUGUAAGAUAUUACGGCAUACACGUUUAUUAAUUAAUUAAUAAAAGAGAAAAGGAAAAAUCCAAGUUUCUAGAAAA
Diachasma alloeum is the source of this 5123-nucleotide messenger RNA. RefSeq names its product LIM/homeobox protein Lhx9. Bases 857 to 1762 code for a protein of 301 amino acids. NCBI's taxonomy places the organism in Eukaryota, Metazoa, Arthropoda, Insecta, Hymenoptera, Braconidae. The transcript has 5 exons. The record is from RefSeq and is a predicted model, not a curated record.